Messenger RNA from Condylura cristata (star-nosed mole), 2043 nucleotides. It is a transcript of the gene NCBP2, whose product is annotated as nuclear cap binding protein subunit 2, 20kDa. NCBI's taxonomy places the organism in Eukaryota, Metazoa, Chordata, Mammalia, Eulipotyphla, Talpidae. Bases 77 to 547 code for a protein of 156 amino acids. The record is from RefSeq and is a predicted model, not a curated record. The transcript is spliced from 4 exons. Gene Ontology annotation, biological process: mRNA cis splicing, via spliceosome. Gene Ontology annotation, molecular function: RNA cap binding. Gene Ontology annotation, cellular component: nuclear cap binding complex.
UACGCUUCCGGUUCCUGUCGUGGUGGCGUCCUCGUUGUUCCCGAAGUGGCGGCGUCCUUGUCUACCACUCUGCGCUAUGUCCGGUGGCCUCCUGAAGGCGCUGCGCAGCGACUCCUACGUGGAACUGAGCCAGUACCGGGACCAGCACUUCCGGGGUGACAAUGAAGAACAGGAAAAAUUACUAAAGAAAAGCUGUACAUUGUAUGUUGGAAAUCUUUCCUUUUAUACAACUGAAGAACAAAUCUAUGAACUCUUCAGCAAAAGUGGUGACAUAAAGAAAAUCAUUAUGGGCCUGGAUAAAAUUAAGAAGACAGCAUGUGGGUUCUGCUUUGUGGAAUACUAUUCAAGGGCAGAUGCAGAAAACGCCAUGCGGUACAUAAAUGGAACUCGUCUGGAUGAUCGCAUCAUUCGCACAGACUGGGACGCAGGCUUUAAGGAGGGCAGGCAGUAUGGCCGUGGGCGAUCUGGGGGCCAGGUGCGAGAUGAGUAUCGGGAAGAUUAUGAUGCUGGGAGAGGCGGCUAUGGAAAACUAGCCCAAAACCAGUGAGUGGUGAGAGCCCCAUCAUGAAAAACAGUCCCUUAGCCUGUUGAAUAUGUUGACAUUUAUUACCCAAGGUCUACAAAUCUGCCCAUUUUUACCAAGCUUUGAUCAAUGUCUCUGCCAAGCCAGAAGCCUCUUCAUAAGAAAUUAUUAAAGGACAGCAUCCAAAAAUAUGCCUUUGAUUCUACAGUCUUAGGAUCUUGGCAAUGUGUCAGGUUUCCAGAAUGAGUUUCUGUUACCAGGGUAAAAAUUGUGUUCCUUGGCAACAGAUUCAUUCUAUAUUGUUGAUCGAUCUAUGAACCAAAAUAUCAUGCUUCUUUUAGGGCUGGAAAAGUUUAACCUGUUUACUAUGUUUCAGUAAGUUCAUGGUCAACAUUUGGACCUGGAAUAACAUUUUUUCAGUUUUAAAUUUGCAUGAGACAAAGCUUAAUAAAUGGAGUUUUAUUUUUGUUCUAACUUAGGAGUAGGUGUUUGAUAACCAGUUUGAUUUUCUGUAUUGAAUUCUAAUCUCUAAAGGCAAAUUUAGACAGCAAGAGGACUUCUUAAAUAGUUGGUGCAAAAGCGAGCCUUAGACAAUUAAUUCCAGGGGAUACCACUGGCUUACAUACUUUAUAUCAGAAAAUUAGAUACAGGACUUGAAGGCUAUUUACCAAACACAUUUUUCAAAAGAUAAAUGUUAUACCUAAAGCAAAAAAAAGAAAAAAAGAAGGCACGGGGUUUGUAUAAGUACAACUCUUAAAUGGGGGCGGGGGUGACACUGUCAAUAAGUGAAGAGCUGUAAGUUAAAACAAUACCUUGGCAUCAUGAAGGUUGCUGUAAGGGCCACCAGGUUUAUUCUCUUCAUUUGCAAAGUGAUCUUGGUAUUGGAGUGGACUUAAAAAUAAGGCUUGAAGAUCUAGAAAAUACUUAAAAGAUCAGCAGUGCUUCUCUUAGGAAAUGUGUUUUGGCCAAUUCUCAUACUGACCUUUUUUUUCCCCUAAUGGUGCUUACUGAGCUUCAGAGCCUUAAUAGUGAGCUGAUGGCCUCUACAGAGAAGGGAAAUCUACAGAGUUUAUUUUGCAUUUGUAAAGCAAGAGGUGGUUUUUCUCUGAUAUAUGUGAACUGUUGCUCUUUGAAGCUGCAGUCUAGUAUAAUUUCCCUGAUGUAAGUGGAAUGUUCAUCUAGCAACAGAGCAUAUCCUAACUUCAGUAAUUGUGAAAGCUGGGGCUAAAGUAUCUCAGUGUGAGCAUCUUUCAUGUACACUAAGUGUAGAUUUUUCUCAUUAAAUUUGGUUAUCUGAAUUUUUUAAAAAUGCUUAGGAAAAAACACAAUUGCAACAUUUAAUUUAAUGAGGAUAUACUUUUCAUUUAAAUUUUUUUACACUAUAGUGUGAAUUAAUGUAUUUUAUAUUCUUUUGUAGUAAAACAUAACUCCAGUAUCUACAGGCCUUAAAACCACAGUCAGUGGUUCCUAUCUGAAUUGUGUCUUCUGUACUAGCCUUCAAUAAAGUUGGACCAACUUAC